Messenger RNA from Brassica oleracea var. oleracea, 1814 nucleotides. Its product is annotated as senescence-associated carboxylesterase 101-like. The record is from RefSeq and is a predicted model, not a curated record. Gene Ontology annotation, molecular function: carboxylic ester hydrolase activity. Lineage: Eukaryota; Viridiplantae; Streptophyta; Magnoliopsida; Brassicales; Brassicaceae. Bases 114 to 1682 code for a protein of 522 amino acids. Gene Ontology annotation, biological process: defense response; lipid metabolic process. The transcript has 3 exons.
AUGAACUCUCUUCUCUUCUCAUUAUUGUACAUCUUCUUUUGUCUGCUUUCCAUCGUUUUUCUGCUUUGAACCUGUUCAACCUGUUCCUCCACAGAUCUUUUCCAGCUCACCUUAUGGAUUUUUCUUCACUAAAAGGCUUUGAGCUGGGGAAGCUUGUGUUGAGCUCGGGUCUUUUACACAUCUCAUGGAAUAAGAUCUCAGAGUUACGUGCAUCAAGAGCCCAUCAGGUUCAAACUCCAGGUCUAGGAAUCAAGAUUUUCCAAGAAACCAAAUACACGGUUGUUGUUUUUGUCGCACCACCGAUAAACUUGAGUUGUCCGUUAAACUCUGCUUCUACAAUUCUUUCUGGGACAAAAGAUCAAAACCCUUUUCAUUUCCUCUGCUCCGAGAAGAUCUCCUCCUCUCUUCACACCCCUGCUUUUCAGCUCUUUGUCUCUGCCUACAAUAACAAUCUCCUCCACCUCAAAUCAAAGUUGCUCCAUUUGCUUGAGUCAAAGGAACAUGUGAUCAUUACCGGAGCUGCUCUAGGAGGAUCGGUCGCAUCUCUCUUUACACUAUGGCUUCUAGAAACAGUCGAGCCAACUCUAAAACGUCCACUGUGCAUCACAUUUGGCUCACCUCUAAUCGGAGACGCUAAGCUACAAGAGAUUCUUGAAAACUCCUUGAGAAACUCAUGUUUCCUCCACGUGGCUUAUGCUUCACAAACUCCCAUCAACACAGACUUCAAGCCUUUCGGAACGUUCUUGAUAUGUUUCGACUCCGAAUGUAUAUCCAUCGAUGACCCUGAAGCCGUCAUGGAGCUACUAGGCGGUACUAAUACGGACCAAGUAGUAGGUUUGAUAGACUACGGCAAAGUUCUUGAUCGUUUGGAUCAAACGGUGAUGGAGGAUUCAAGAUUGAUGAUAGAUGAUGUUAUCAGUAGAAUGGAUGAACGUGCUGAGAAGAAGAAGCUGCGUUAUGAUCAGCUCAAGAAACUAAACGACAUCAAAAUAUCAAUGAUAUAUAUAGAAUGGUACAAAAAGAAAAGCAAGAAGGAGAAAACCGGUUACUACGACCGGUUCAAGACGCAUCUCGCGUCUAGUGUUUCACCCUUCGACAUAGAUAUCGAGAAGCGCAAAAGAGAGGUCAACGAUUACUGGAGAUCAUUGGUUGAAGAAGUUGAGAAGAAGCCUCAGAGUGAAAAGUCUCUCCUCAAGACAAGGUCUCUCUUCUCCGGGAACAACUACAGACGCAUGGUCGAGCCACUAGACAUUGCUGAGUAUUACCAUAAUGGUGGGAGAGAGUACAGAGCCUCUGGGAGGUCGAGACACUAUGUUAUGCUGGAGAAGUGGUUUAAGGAGGAAAAGAUAGAACCGGUUAGGUGCGUGAAGAGGGAUUUGAGUGAUUUUUUGACGUUUGAUUCUUGUUUCUGGUCUGAAGUUGAGGAAGCUUUGAUUGUGAGCAAGUGUCUUCAGACACAAGAAGGUGAGAGAGAGGUGUUGUUGAGGAAGCUUGUGAGGUUUGAAGAGUACGUGUGGGAGAUGAUAAGAAAACGUGAGGUUUCGCCGGAGAUUUUCUUGGAGAAGAGCAGUUUCAUGAAGUGGUGGAAAGAGUACAAAGAGAUCAUCAAAGGGUUUCAUUCUUCACACUUCACCAAGUUUAUGAAUGAUAGGAUGUACGAGAGUUAUGGUCAAGCCUGCUGAAGAUUAAUGAUUAACAUUUAACUCUUUAAACGGUUAGUCAGUCGAUGAUCUGAUUAUUAGUGUAUUAUGGUGUUAAUAACAUUUAAUAAGCAAACAUUUAUUUAAUUUCAUAAUAGCAAAAAAAAAAGAACA